AUGUCAACUCUGUUGUUUAUACUUUUUCUUCCAGUAUUUUCUUUAAAUGACACCAGCAGCCUUGGAGAACUCUAUUUAAGUUACGGGGAAUUUGUCCAGCUCUAUUUAUCAGAAUAUUUCGAAGGCAAUUACUUGACAUACUCUAUAACUCGAACAAACAUGACAAACCAAGAGCUUCUUCUUCAGCAUUCAUACGAUUUCAAAUUUAAUUCCUUCGUGCCUUAUGCAAGCCCCACUCCAAACGAGGUCCGUAUGAAUUCCCGCUUAGGCUCGUUCCCCUCCUGGAGCAAUGAUGAAAUUCAAGUCAUUUUGGGUUUUCAUCAAAAUUUCAUUUUAUUAUAUAAUUUAUCACUAUCUACAGGGGAUCUCCAAAUAGCAGAUCGCCAGCCUAUCGAAACUGGGUAUAAUCUCCCAAAAAUCUUACAAAUUGAAUUUAUUCAAGAUUUUGAUUCAAUAGAUCUCCCAUCAAAUUUAAUCAUAUUGAUGAGUCAAUAUGAUGUAAACCAAACCCAGCCUAAGAUGAGGCAUGACGUCUAUAUGGCAGGCAUAGACAAUUUUAAUAAUAUAGUACAAAAAAUCUCGUUUGUGGGAUUAAAUGAAAUUACUUAUGCUUCAAAGGUAAUGCUAAGCUCUGGGAGUUCAUUGGAUCAUUUGAUAAUUUAUGGGGAAUUUAGCGAAGAGAAUGCUAUUUUUGUGUAUGAUGUGACUAAUCAAGAAUCCCCCAAAUUAAUUCAAAAAAUUCAGCAGUUUUUUAUGUCUGAGGACCAGUUUUCAAUCGCGAGCGUGAUUUGGGAAGACGGUUUGCUUUAUACUCUUGAUACAAAUUCUGGAUUUAUGGUAUAUGACAUAACAUCAAAAGAUGGACUGCUUAAAGAAGCAAAAUAUAUUGAUUUAAGUUUCUGUGGAAGUGCAAAUAGCAUGUGGCGCGACUGAAAUCCUUUUGAUGACACCAAAUUUACAUUAAGCACUGAAAAUGGAUUUCUUAUAGGAAAUCUUCCAAAUAGUAUAAGUGGGUGGGUGCCAGGAAUAGACUCAAAUGGGACUUUUUCAGAAAGUUUGCUUACUCAAUACGUUGGAGGUUUUUAUUUUACUCAAACUUCAACUGAUCAGCUCACAGUAAUCUCAAAUUUUUAUAGUAGCCCCAGAAUUUUAUUCCAGGUGAGCAUUGGUGAAGAAGUUGGCGAUACCUAUUAUGAAGGAGGCCAAUGGAGCAUAUUUCAAAACCCAGAAACCAAACUUUUUUAUUAUAUAAGAAAUGACGAUGAUGGAAUUCGAGUAUUUACAAUUAAUAUAACUGACUGAAAUCUCUGGAUUUCAGGUGACUCGUCUUAUUAUGCUAAUAUUGCUGCUGAAUCCGAAAACUCUGGCCAUAAAACAAUUAAUACCAUCACUGUGCAUUCAAUUCCUGCAGACUCCCAAGAAAUUUUGAAAGCUCAUAACCAUAGACCUACAGUGAUUGAUCCAAUUGAAGUUUCUUUUGUGGGAGACUCUUCAGAGCUAGUUUUAACCCCAACAUCAUAUUUCUCAGGACCAAAUAUGACUUUUACAUUACAAGCAUCGAUUCCUGAGUAUUUUGAGGUUUCUUCGUCUCCUAUCAAAAAGCUCAGUUUAUUUUCAAGCACAAGUUUGCCUGAAAAUGUCACAAAUAUUGAGAUUAUUGAAGAUGGAAUUUAUUAUUUUUAUGAGAAUGGACUUAGAUAUGAAUCAUUUGCAGAUCCAUAUUAUGAUGGUUUUUUGAUUGUAUCUAACCCUUUAAAAGUGACUAGAAAUAUGGCUGGCACAUUGGUUUAUUGAAAAAUGGAUGAUAAAUUUUAUAUAUCUUCUUUCCCUCCUAAUAUGAAUACCUCAAUUCAGUAUUGGAAUACAGAAAUUGAAUGCUUGUAUUUUUUUAUGAAUAAUGAAAAUUUAAUCUGUGCAGAUCAAACACAAAUAGAUGCUUAUGAAUUUCAAUUUCAAGCUAUAUUCAUAAGCAAAUUUUCUAUUAGAGGAGAAGAUUUUGAUGGUGGAUAUCAAUGAAAUAUUACUGGCUUGAAAUCUUAUACACCUUCCGAUUCCCAGAAUGUUUAUUUAUUGCUUUUGAAUAAUAAUGAAAUUUUAUAUGAAAUCAAUAUGAUAGAAAUAAAAGAAAGCAAACCUUUAUAUAGCUAUUGAGCCCAAAAUUAUGUUCCUCAAGAUGUUUUUGGGUUUACUGCUUCUGAAUCAAUGCUAUAUUUUGUUCUAAACGAUGGAACGAUAUAUGCAUUCAAUUUUGCUUUAAAAUAUGAGAGAAUAAUCCCUACAAAUGCUGAUGGGCAGAUUAUUUCGCUAAGUAACGUAAAAGAUGAAUUAUUUAUAUAUUCAGGAAACGAAUUAUAUAUAUACAAUUGUGAUCAGCCAGUUCAUAAUACGCUAUUUUCAUCCAUUCAUAUAAAUCAAGGAUGUUUAACUUCAAUUUCUGAAGCAGACAGUAUUGGAGCUUACAUUGGUAUCUUAUGCCCAGAUAAAAAUGUGAAAAACCUUGAAAUAUAUUCUGUGGUGUGCCCAAAUGCUGAUUCUUCAUCAAGUGUAGAUGGUGAGUGUAUUCUCCUAAGUAAUAUUGAAAUUAAAAUUGGAAUGCCUAAGGAGGUUUCUGACAUUAUGGCUCAUGGAAAAUAUUCAAUUAUAGCUCAAAAUGGAUUCAGCUCAACCCAAGUGGAUAUUCCGCUGACUUUUAUAUUAGAUGGAGAAUUAAUAUGGUUCAAAUCCCAAUACUGGGACAUAUCAAAAGAUGUCCCAUACAACAAAGCCGAGAAAAUUGACCUAAGUGAAAUAUUUUUUGGACAAGGACUCAGGACGAAAAUCAAUAUAAAUGGCUUAUAUAUUGAAAGUAAUAUAACACAAGGGACGCCAGCUUAUGUCACUGAUAGAAUUCAGGAGAAUGGAUUUUAUAACUCAACAGCCUCAGAUAUGUUUUACUCGCAUACUAUUAUUACGAAUACAAACCUUGUUAUAAUUCUUUCUGAAGCUAAUGAUAUUCUUAUAUUGGAUGCCAAUAAUUCUGAGAUUGGACCAUUGAUAGCUUUAAAUAUUUCUGAAUAUCUUAAUUAUCCAGAUGCCAAAUGUAAUUGAAUUGACACAUUUUCUCAUGUAAACGGGGAUUUAUGUUUGCUGGCUACUUCUUGCUCUUAUUAUAUAGACCAGAUCCUAACAAAUUCUACUGGUAAUAUCAGUAUCAAAACUCAAAUAAAAUCAAUAGUUUUAUGGGAAUUUGAUUAUAAUCAUCUCAAAGUCACAAAUACCCUUAAUUUAAGAACUUCAUCUCAACUUUCCUUUUUAAAGAUUAUAGCAAUAAACUCCCAGGAUUUUGAAAUCAUAGGCUUUGAUACUCCUCUAGGUGAAGAAGAUGUUGAAAACCCAAACAAUAACGUACUGCGCUUUUCCGGAUCCUGAAAGUCUGGAACUAUGGUUCUAAAACAGCUAGAAAUCUUAAAUUUCAUCACACUUAAUUUGCAAUCAUUUUUUGCAGUUAUGGUUGAUGGGAAAAACAUUGACGAAAAAUCCACGUACUACUACGUUGUCGAUAACUUAUAUGGAAUCAGAAUUCUUAAAUCUCCAAAAGAUUCUACUUCAGAAUUAGUCCAAUCAAUAGAAGUCCAGUAUUCUGACCCAUUAGACUCCAUCGGAGUUUGUAAAAAUUCUGUAUAUGCCCGCUCCUUUAGCGGAACAAUGAAGAGGUUCAAAAUGAUCAACCCUGAAAAAUUAGAAGUAGAAACAGUUUUCAAUGCUUAUAACACUUAUGGCAUGUCUUUUCUAUCCCAGCCAUGCCUCAUUGUUUGUACAGAAAAUGAAGAAUUUAUUGCGAGCUCUGUAUGGUCAGCUGAAAACAGCUUUGGGAUCAGGAUUUGGGAUACCAAGACUUAUAAUGUCUCGACAAUUGUGUCUGAUUUGUAUGUUUCUCAUACCUAUGACCCAUUUAGGCCUGCAAGCGUUAAAUUCUUGAAUUCAAGCACAGUAACAACAAUUGCACAGUAUGGAGCCAUUUAUAAAAGCUAUGAAAUUAACCCAAAUCUACUUGUGAUACCUAAGAUGAGUGAAGCUGAGUAUAACUCACUUGUAGAUAGUUGGGGCACAAGCACGUUUUAUAUAAUAAUUACAGCUGAAAACAUGAACAACAGUGCUAAUACUACUGUGAUGUGUAGAAAUAAAAACCUAAUGGGCAAAUUACAGGGUUUUUUAUAUGAAAUUAAAGCGCUUGCUUUGGAUUUUUUUACAAAAUUAUCUUAUUUUUAUAGAUUAAAUAUACCCCCUUGAGCUUUUAUUCACAGGGUCACUGUAAUGCUGCUGAAGAGAAGCCACAAAACUAAUCACCAAAACGAAGAAAUUUAUUGGUGGGUGUGGUUCUUUGCUGCAAUUGGAUUCGUUACAACGGCUGCAGGUGUUUGGUAUGGAAUCAGAUAUUUAUUAAGAAGGAAAAAGAUGAAAUACGUUGCAGAAAGGCCAAUAUCAUAUACUGAUAUGGAGCAGCUAAGCAUAGAUCUAUAA
Blepharisma stoltei is the source of this 4500-nucleotide messenger RNA. NCBI's taxonomy places the organism in Eukaryota, Ciliophora, Heterotrichea, Heterotrichida, Blepharismidae. The record is from the annotation of a GenBank genome assembly.